AUGUCGCCGGAGAGCUUUUCCUUGACGGUGGUGGUUGACGACGGUGAGGUACCGAAAGGGCGGGCCGAGGGGGCCGUGAGGUCGGAGAGUUGGGCCGGGUCCGGGUCGGGAGAAGCCAAAGGGGUGUUUCUAACGUGGCGGGAUCUUAGGGUGACUACUUCGACCGUUAAUGGCAAAUCUACUGCUAUUCUUGCGGGCCUGACGGGUUUCGCCCGGCCCGGCGAAGUUCUUGCAAUCAUGGGCCCAUCGGGUUGCGGGAAGUCUACUUUGCUCGAUGCUCUUGCAGGGAGAUUAGCGUCAAGGAUGAGCCAAUCAGGGACCAUUCUAGCUAACGGUCGAAAGCAAACACUUGCAUAUGGGACGUCGGCAUAUGUUACUCAAGAUGAUGUUCUUAUGACAACCUUAACUGUAAGAGAAGCCUUAUACUAUUCUGCAGAGCUAUUACUUCCUGAUGCAUUAUCCAAGGCUCAGAAGCGAGAGAGAGCAGAUACAGUGAUGUUAGAGAUGGGCUUACAGGAUGCCAUGAACACAAGAAUUGGAGGUCGAAACACGAAAGGCAUAAGCGGCGGGCAAAGAAGACGACUUAGCAUUUGUAUAGAGAUUUUGACUCGACCGAAGCUAUUAUUUCUUGAUGAGCCUACAAGCGGGUUGGAUAGUGCGGCAUCGUACCAUGUGAUGAGCCGAAUAGUGGACCUUGCGCAUCGACAUGGGAGGACUGUCAUUGCUUCUAUUCACCAGCCGAGCUCUGAAGUUUUUCAUUUAUUCGAUAGUUUGUGUCUUUUAUCAUCUGGAGAAACGGUUUAUUUUGGCAACAUUUCAUUGACUAAUGAGUUCUUUGCGUCCAAUGGUUUUCCAUGCCCACAAAUGAAGAACCCUUCUGAUCAUUUUCUUCAAAUAAUCAAUAAAGACUUCAAAGUGGUCAUUGAAGAAGGAAGCGAAAGUCAUCCCACACAGCACACUCCUCAUGCAAUAAACACACUCAUAAAAUCAUAUAAAUCUUCUACCAUUUUCCAACAAGUGGUGGCGCAAGUAAUUCAAAGUAGCAGCAUGGAAGGAGAAAUAGUGAAGAAGGGAAGUCAAGCUGGCUUCAUCACUCAAUGCUCUGUGCUCACAAGGAGAUCAUUUACAAAUAUGUAUAGAGAUCCAGGCUAUUAUUGGCUGAGACUAGCUAUUUAUUUGGCUAUCUGUUUGUGCAUUGGAACCAUCUUUUAUGAUAUUGGCGUUGAUUAUCAAUCAAUUCAGGCCCGAGGCUCAUUGCUCAUGUUCGUAGCUGGAUACCUUACUUUCAUGGCCAUUGGCGGGUUUCCUUCUUUCGUGGAGGAUCUAAAGAUUUUUCAUCGGGAGAGAUUAAAUGGGCAUUGUAGCCCAACCGCAUUCACCAUUGCGAACAUGCUCUCUUCUAUGCCAUUUAUACUCGUAAUAUCUGUCUUCCCGGCUGCAAUUGCGUACUACAUGGUUGGUCUUCAGAGAGACCCGCAACAUUUCAUAUUUUUUGUUCUUGUACUCUACUCAAGCAUGUUGCUUGUCGAGGGUCUCAUGAUGAUAGUUGCAAGCAUUGUCCCCGACUACCUAAUGGGCAUUAUCACCGGUGCUGCCAUACAAGCGAUGAUGGUCCUUGCUUGUGGCUUUUUCCGUCUGCCUGAUGACUUGCCGAAGCCAAUAUGGAAGUAUCCGCUAUACUAUAUUGCAUUUCAUAAAUAUGCAAAUCAAGCAUACUACAAGAAUGAAUUUUUGGGGCUAAGUUUUAGUGGCAUUAGAGGAACAAAUUCUUCACUUUCUGGGGAGGAGGUUUUGAGGGAUUAUUGGCAAAUGGAACUUGGCUAUUCAAAGUGGGUUGAUCUUGCUAUCUUGCUUGGAAUGGUGGUGGCUUAUAGAUUAUUAUUUUGGGUUGCAAUUAAAGUUGGUGAGGAAGUAAAGCCCUUGGUGAAGUAUUUCAUGCUUGGCAAGAGAAGGCAUGUCUUAGAUUUGUCACCCUCAAUUUCAAUUGUGGUGACAAACUCAAAAAUUUAG
Molecule: messenger RNA, 2010 nt
Organism: Phalaenopsis equestris
Lineage: Eukaryota; Viridiplantae; Streptophyta; Magnoliopsida; Asparagales; Orchidaceae
Product: ABC transporter G family member 11-like
Exons: 8
Coding region: 1-2010 (669 amino acids)
Cellular component (GO): membrane
Molecular function (GO): ATP hydrolysis activity; ABC-type transporter activity; ATP binding
Source: RefSeq, a predicted model, not a curated record